AUGAACAUCACCAGCACAGGACAUACGGAUCAAACUCGGUCAAAACCCAACCCUCGUCUCACUGCGGCUGACAUUGCCGCUCUGUUCAGCGCUAACAAUGGCACUUAACGAGAGCAAGUUCAAUUAGUUCCGAAGCUGUGGUAUACGGUACGGCGACGUCCAUCUGAGGAAAUGUUCAAUCCAAGGUGUACACUAUCCACAACCAAGCAUGUUGGAGGAAGUGUGACGGUUUACGCUGCCUCCUCAAUCGGGAUAGCCCCUUUUUUAAAAAUUGAUGGCACGAUGACAGGGGAGUUUUACAGGAACAUGACACUUUCUUGCCGUGGGCACAGCAUCAUUGUGAACAGCGAACCAGACUUCCAGAGUGGUGGAACCACUCAUUGGACUUGA
This is a messenger RNA of Haemonchus placei, 390 nucleotides long. NCBI's taxonomy places the organism in Eukaryota, Metazoa, Nematoda, Chromadorea, Rhabditida, Trichostrongylidae. The record is from the annotation of a GenBank genome assembly.